GCUCCGGGGGUGCGGGGGUGCGGGGGUGCGGGCGGCAGGCAGGGCCGGCGUGGCCCCAUGCUGCUGCCGCUGGCCUGCCUGCAUGGGCGGGUGGCGCAGUGCCUAACCUCCCUGCUGGUGCUCGCAGAGCCGCUGCCCAGGCCCCGGCGCGGCGCGAAGGCGCGCUGCGCCGCGCCGACCAGUGUGGAGGCGGCCCCGGACGGAGCCACGAUGGCCGCAGAACUGUACCCGCCCGCCCGCGCCUCCGCAGCGACUGCCACCGACAUCGCCAACAGCAACGCGGCGGGCGCGGCCGUGGGCAGGAAGGUCGGCCUUUGCUGCCCGCCCUGCCUGGCGCCCGCCCCGCUGCCGCCCUUGCCCGCGCCGCCCGCGCCAGACAACAACAAUCUCGAGAGCCCCAACUGGCAGUCCUUCCACCCGACGCUGCGCGAGAGGAAUGCGCUCAUGUUCAACAACGAGCUGAUGGCUGACGUCCACUUCAUCGUGGGAGCCCUGGGGGCAGCCAGGCGCGUGCCCGCCCACAAGUACGUCUUGGCUGUCGGCAGCUCCGUCUUCUAUGCCAUGUUCUAUGGGGACCUUGCAGAAGUCAAGUCAGAAAUCCACAUUCCUGACGUCGAGCCUGCCGCCUUCCUGGUCUUGUUAAAGUACAUGUACAGCGAUGAGAUUGAUCUGGAGGCGGACACAGUGCUCGCCACUCUAUAUGCUGCUAAGAAGUACAUUGUGCCUGCGUUAGCCAAGGCCUGCGUCAACUUUCUGGAGACAAGCCUGGAAGCCAAAAAUGCCUGUGUCCUGCUAUCCCAGAGCCGACUGUUUGAGGAACCUGAACUGACCCAGCGCUGCUGGGAAGUCAUUGAUGCACAGGCUGAGAUGGCUCUGAGGUCAGAAGGCUUCUGUGAAAUUGACCGGCAGACCCUGGAGAUCAUUGUGACGAGGGAGGACCUCAACACCAAAGAGGCUGUGGUCUUCGAGGCGGUCCUGAACUGGGCUGAGGCAGAGUGCAAGAGACAGGGCCUCCCUGUCACCCCUCACAACAAGAGGCAUGUUUUGGGAAGCGCCCUCUAUCUAGUCCGAAUUCCAACUAUGACCCUAGAGGAGUUUGCCAACGGGGCUGCCCAGUCAGACAUCCUGACCUUAGAGGAGACCCACAAUAUCUUCCUCUGGUACACAGCUGCCAACAAGCCCCUCCUUGACUUCCCCCUGACCAAGAGGAAAGGCCUGGCUCCACAGAGGUGCCACCGCUUCCAGUCUUCUGCCUACCGAAGUAACCAGUGGAGGUACCGUGGGCGCUGUGACAGCAUCCAGUUUGCAGUGGACAGAAGGGUGUUCAUUGCUGGACUGGGCUUAUAUGGGUCCAGUUCUGGGAAGGCCGAGUACAGUGUGAAGAUUGAACUCAAGCGGCUAGGGAUGGUCCUAGCUCAGAAUCUCACCAAGUUUGUUUCAGAUGGAUCCAGCAACACAUUCCCCGUCUGGUUUGAGCACCCAGUCCAGGUGGAGCAGGAUACCUUCUACACGGCCAGUGCUGUCCUGGAUGGCAGUGAGCUCAGCUACUUUGGGCAGGAAGGGAUGACAGAAGUGCAGUGUGGAAAGGUAGCCUUCCAGUUCCAGUGCUCCUCGGACAGUACCAAUGGGACUGGAGUCCAGGGUGGACAGAUUCCAGAGCUCAUCUUCUAUGCCUGAGGUGUAGUGGUUGGGGUGGACUUGCCACCAGGCUCUUCUCCAUGGAGUCUACCUAGUAAGUGCAGUGGAGGUGCAGGACACUGCCUACUGCCUUACUGGUACCAUUAAAGGCUUGGCUUACUCUAUCAGCCUGAGUCUGAAACAGAUGACUUCUCUUUACAGCCACAGCCUAGGAACUGAAUUGCAGAUGUCCCCUGACCCUGACAUGGUAUUCCACAGAUGGAGGACAGACUUGGGUCCAAGGUAGUCCCAGGUCCCUGCCCAGUGGGCACCCAAGCUUCAGGACCCUUGGGUUUUCCUCCCAUUCUUUUGGAUUCUAAGUGGCUCCAGCCUACCUUGAGGCCUUCUAUUCAAGCCACAAGUUGCUGAAAAGUCACUUAAAAUAGUUCCAUCCUAUUUAAGUGAAUUUUCAUAAUAAAGGUUUCAACAGAACAAGA
Peromyscus californicus insignis is the source of this 2114-nucleotide messenger RNA. RefSeq names its product BTB domain containing 6 (gene Btbd6). Gene Ontology annotation, cellular component: cytosol. The coding region runs from base 58 to 1677 and encodes 539 amino acids. The record is from RefSeq and is a predicted model, not a curated record. Gene Ontology annotation, biological process: neurogenesis. The transcript has 4 exons. Lineage: Eukaryota; Metazoa; Chordata; Mammalia; Rodentia; Cricetidae. Gene Ontology annotation, molecular function: protein binding.